Messenger RNA from Cariama cristata (Red-legged seriema), 931 nucleotides. Its product is annotated as AF4/FMR2 family member 3-like. The transcript has 2 exons. The record is from RefSeq and is a predicted model, not a curated record. Gene Ontology annotation, cellular component: super elongation complex. The annotation marks the transcript as partial. Gene Ontology annotation, biological process: regulation of gene expression. NCBI's taxonomy places the organism in Eukaryota, Metazoa, Chordata, Aves, Cariamiformes, Cariamidae.
UGUCUACGAGCCAGAUAGAAACGUGCUGCGAAGGAAAGAAUGGGAAAAGAGAAAUCAGGAGGCCCAGCAGGAGGAUGGUGCAUUUAACACAAGUUACUCCCUCUUCAGUGAACCGUACAAGACUAACAAGGGGGAUGAGCUCUCGAAUCGCAUCCAGAAUACGCUGGGCAACUAUGAUGAAAUGAAAGACUUGUUAACUGACCGAUCAAACCAGAGCCACCUUGUUGGGGUUCCAAAACCUGGGGUUCCUCAGACGUCUCUCCCCAAGCCCGAUGAACAUCUUAUUGCAGACUCAAGACCACCGCCUCCUCCUCCCAUUUCCAGCACUACUUCUUCCACACCAGCAUCCCUAUCUGCCCAGCAGAGCAAAAGUGCCGCGAUGAGUUGGCAGAAGGCUGGGCACAAUGCCACUUCAGAUGGCCAGCAGAGAGUGAGCAAGCACGGGCACCGGUCGCUGGAGUCACACAAGGGUGACUUCAAACUGGCCAACCAAAAAUCCAGUCUGGAGAAACUAAAACGCUAUGCAUCGAGUCCCACCUCUUCCUCCUCCUCCUCCUCCUCCAACACUGCCCAGCAAAGCUCACUGAGGGCCACACUCGGAGACAACGUCAACAGAGUGCAGCCUCCGGAAAAGCUAAAUUGUAGCUCGGAAGGAGGAGCUCAAGCGCAAGAGAGGCCAGGAAAGCAUGGUGGCGGGCACUGCGUCCAAAACUUCCCGCCCUCUCUUGCUUCGAAGCCCAGUCUGGUUCAGCAGAAACCGACAGCUUAUGUAAGGCCAAUGGAUGGUCAAGACCAGGCUCCUGAUGAGUCUCCAAAGCUGAAGUUAGCAGCAGAGACAACCAAGUCGUACAGGGGAGUGCCUUCUAACAAGCCUGAUUCGGCCAGGACCAAGUCAAAGAUAGCCAAGUUCAGCAUUCCUAAGCAAGAAGAG